Anastrepha ludens (Mexican fruit fly) is the source of this 5900-nucleotide messenger RNA. It is a transcript of the gene Srrm234, whose product is annotated as serine/arginine repetitive matrix protein 2. The transcript is spliced from 11 exons. The coding region runs from base 380 to 5473 and encodes 1697 amino acids. Lineage: Eukaryota; Metazoa; Arthropoda; Insecta; Diptera; Tephritidae. The record is from RefSeq and is a predicted model, not a curated record.
CUUUUUUAAGUCAUGGCGGCUACAUAUACCCGAAUGUCAAACAGAAAAACUUUUGUACGUGAUUAUCGCCAAAUUUGCGAAAAUAUUUUCUGAAAAUUACAAAAUAAAAUCACCAGCCUAGAAAAUCGAUCAGUAACAUAUGAAUAUUGAGUUAACUAAUCGUGUACAAAAGACCUAAUAUGGUAAAUCUUACCAAAAAAUGAUUCCUUAAUUUCAUCGAUUUGUUCCAGCGUAUCAUACCGCCUGUCCGCAAAUUUAUAUAUGUAUAGGGCACAGGGUAGGUUGUAAUUAUUUCGGGAGCAAAAGUAAAGUUGAAAUUAAUUUGUGACGACGGUGUCACAUACAAAGAUAUUGAUCACUUGUUUAUCAAAAAGACGAUAUGUACAACGGCAUUGGUUUAACAACGCCACGCGGCUCCGGCACUAAUGGCCAUGUACAACGUAAUUGGGCAUUUGUGCGACCCGGAAAAAAGGAUAAUUCCAAUUAUCGUUCUGAGGAGGAUAUAAAGAAACUCGAUGCUACCCUCAAUCGUCCGCCAAAUAAGGAAAUAUUAGAUCAUGAUCGUAAACGUAAAAUUGAAGUGAAAUGCAUUGAAUUUGAGGAGAUAUUGGAAAAACAAGGACGAACUCCAGAGGAAAUAAAAACAAAGGUUGACUCAUAUCGCCAGAAAUUAAUGGGACUAGGAAAAAGUGAUUUGCCUAAGGAUGAAUUUGGAAGAAUAGCUGUUAGAGAGACACAUCAAAUUGCUGAAGCGCAACAAGAAAAGAACGCAAAACUGCGUGAAGCUUUUAAUAUUUCUGAAUAUUUUGUUGAAGGCUCCAGUUUUGAUUCGGAUCGUAAAGCGAAGGAAGAUAUAGCUAAAAGUCUGGCGCUUCAAAAGGAACUAGACUCGCAACGCGAAAGCGCAGCAUCGAGCAGAGAUAAGGAAAAAGAGCAUGGCGAUAAACGACGUUAUGCAUUAGUGCGUAGCCCUUCGCGGGAAAAAGACAAUGCUGUCAGUGGCGGCAACAAAGACGACAGUGAUAAUGAAGCUUAUGAGCAGCAUGUUUCUAAAUCGGAGAAGAAGAAAAAGAAGAAACGUACACGUGAGAGUUCCGCCAGUCCUGAGCGUAAAAGGGAUAAGAAGAAAAAGUCCAAGAAACAUAAAAAAGAAAGACAAACCAAUUAUGCAGAUUUUAUAAUAAGUAAAUCGAAGAAGAAGAAGUCGAGAAAACGUAAGUCAAGCGAAUCUGAUUCCGGUGAUUCCGACCAUGCCUCUGAGAAUGAGAAACCUAGCAGUGAUUCGGAGUAUGAAUUGAAGAAGCAACAACGUAAACGCACCAAAAAGGACAAAAAGAAACGCGAUAAGAAGAAGAAGAAGGAACGCACUAGAGCAUUAGAUAAGUCGCGCUCAAGAUCUCCUGAUCGUUUUGUUAAGGAUGACCGAAAGCGUACCGAAGAAAGAUCAUCCAGAAGAGGCGAUCACAACUCCGCACGGAGUCCAUCUAAAUCCGCCACAAGAAAAUCACUCGAUCGCAGAUCUUCUGAACGCCUUGGUAGGGAAGACCGACGGCGUCGUGAUGAAAGAUCGAAGCAAAACGACAAUCACUCUCCGCGGAAUGCAUCUAAAUCUUCCGCCAGAAAUCCUUUCCGUAGUCGCUCACGUGAACGUGAGACACAUCGUCGUUCGCCCCAAACCUCGCACCGUCGUAAUACAUCAACGGAAAGCCGUAGCCGAGAGUAUUCAAGAGAACGUAAUCGAGGCGACGAGCGUGAUCGUCAUGAUAAAUCCGUAGAGCGUCGUAGAGAAAUUUCUGCGGAUCGUAAUGCACGGCGAAGGAAGCGGCCACGAUCAAUAUCACGUGAUAGACGUGGUGGCGCCUCACUGUCACGUCAAGCGAAUGCCUCACGCACUCGUUCACGCUCACGUUCAAAAUCUGUAUGUCGCAAUAAUCGAAGGCGAUCGCCUUCCUCAACUUUUGUUGAUAAUUUGCGUAAACGUACGAUUACACCAACAGUACCACCUCGAAAGGGUGUCGCGGCUUCUGUCUCUCCGACGCGUUCUGAUUCUAGCACAAGAAAGAAUCCCUUCAAUCCUUUCAAAGUUGAUGUACCUCCGCUUGCCGGGUCUGGGUCCAUAAGUGAAGUGCGACCUGGAUCAAACCCAUUUAAGAAUAGCGUGGAUACAGCCAAACCUGUAAAGAUGUCAAGCCGUACUCGAUCACCGUCAGCAGCAAGCAGCAGUCUCAGUCGAGCUGGUAAAGGAAGAUCACGUUCAAAGAAGGAGGAUAUAACGCGCAUAAGUCGAGGUAAAUCGCCCUUGAAUGAACGAUCAUCUUCAGUGCGGUCAUCACGUUCGAAUAGGGAUGAUGGAGUGAAGAAAAACGAAAAGCAAUAUAACAGAGAGCGUUCGCGUGAAUGCAAAAUGUCGCCUGUUCAGCGCCGCUCAGCGCAUCGGGCAGAGUCUGAAUUUAGGAAAGAACAGUCACGUGAGCGUAAAACUGCUAAAGCUCGUCAACGUUCGGGUUCUCGUUCUAUGCGGAAUUCCAAACAACGAGAACUUUCACAUGCUCAUGAAAAAUCAUCCUUGUCUCGACGUUCUACAUCUCGUGCUGACCGCGAAGUUGAGAAACGGAGAAAGGUUUCCCGUGAGCGAUCUUCCGAAUUACGUCUCGGCCGUGAAAUAACGGAAAGGGAGCGAUCGCGCGAACGGCGAGUAAUGCGUGAUAAUCGAUCCGAACGACGAAGAUCUAGAGAACAACACGUUGACUCAGCACGCGCAUCAUCACAGAAAUUAUCUCCAGCACGACGCCGUCGUUCACACUCUCCGCUAGCAGCGACAGGAAAUAAAGGCGCUGCCUCUCCAACGCGUUCACCAACUAGAAAACGUUCAAGAAACGUUGCUUCUCCGCCAUCUAAAAUCCGUGAAGAAAUUGAAGCUGCGCCUCUACGUCGUUCGCCAUCACGUAAUUCUUCGGAACUAAGUUACUCGCCGGCACAACGUAAUCCUGAGCGUUACCGCGACAUUCUUGAAGCAAAAGAAAAAGGUAAAGGUAAGGAAAAGCCAGUGAUAGUAGAACACGAAUCGAAAAAGCGCAAUGCUGAAGUCGAAGCAUUGCCGCAUGAUGCACAUAAAGUACGAAACGUGCCCGAAGAGUCGGCAACUAAUGAUCCGGAAAACCGCGAACGAAGUGGACGAAUCAAAGAGCGUGCGACGAGCAACAGUAGCCAUACACAGGCUAUGGAACGUGAUCGAGAUCUAGACCGUGAUAGUCAACGUGAUGCCGAUCGAAAUGGUCGUCCACGCAGUAAAGAAAAACGGACCAGGGAACACAAACGCGAGACUCGAGACGCCUGUAGCACUAAACGCGCUAAGCCUAUAUCGGGACCAGUGGUGCGUUUGCAAGGGCAAAGUGAGGAUGAAAAUGAUGCAGACGAUCGCACCGAAAAGGUGUCUGCCUCACUCGACGAAUUCCAAGAAACAAGACGAGGACGGGAACUAAAAGACUUACAAAUGCUGGAACAGCUAAAAACGGAUAUAGCCGCCAAGGCAAAGGAAAAAUUGAAGUCGAUUGAGAAAAUGAACACUGGUCAAGGAGGAAGCAUUGGUAGUGAAGUAAGUGAAAAAAAUAACAAUGAACAGCAGCGAUAUAGACGCGGCGGUAUUCGAAAUUCGUUGAACGAAUUUCUUGCUGCCAAUAAUGUGGCCGGGGGAGUAGUUGGAGUAGCUGUAAAUACUAAUAGAAAUAACAACAGUAAUCAUAACCCUAAAAGUAAUAGCAACAACAUUAGCAGUAGUACUAACAAUAACCAUUCCGUAGCGAAGUCAAGGGAAGAUGUGUCUAAUGUAGAUACGACGCCGCCAAUGGCUGCGAUUUACCCCCAACCGUUGGACGUGCAAAUGGCAAAUGACGUUCUGUCUCAAUCUGAAAUAGCAAAUGAUUUGAAAAUAGAAACCGAAAAAGAAAAAAAUAAAACAAAAGCACAAACGCUAGAGCAGUGCAAGGACACUACGCAGACUGAUUGCAAAGACCCAAGUGCAGCAAACGGUCUUGCGGCAAAAAGUCCAACAUUACCAAGCCGUGAUAAUCCAAACACGAACGCGAGAAAUGCAGCUACAACUAUCAGCCGCCAACAAAUGCCAUUGCGUCGGGGGGCACGUCGUUCUACACCGCCACAACUUAUUCUGCAUCCUCGGAAAUCGCAUCACAGAGUUAAAAUCAAUACACCAAGUGGCGGUGUUUCGCUCAUUAACGCGCCUCUUUCGUCGGGCCCCUCUUCCAACUACAUGCAUUAUGGGGGAUCCACCAAUCCCGCUAAUGCAGCCGCCGGUUCUUUUAUGCGCCAAUCGUUAAGUCGGGUUAAUCACCAUCACCACCACAAUAAUCCUCCACUGAUACCCCAUGCUCCCCACGCGUUUAAUCCGUUAUUAAGUAAGCACUUUAACAGCGGUAUCAACAGUUUGAAUAAUAACACAAUGCUAAUCAGUCGCCGCGAACAUCACCAUCGCUGUUCGAUUGGUUUAAAUACUAGCGUAAAUGCUCAAUUCUCUUCAACUAAUUUCUCUAAUAAUAGCUUACUACUAACACCCAAUAACAGCCAUCACGCUCACCACCAUCAUUCGCACCAGCAUCAGCAUGGCUCCAAUGCUUCUAUUAUAACCGAUCAAUUUCUAAUCGCCGCCUCAUUGGCGACAGUGACGGGCGGUGGUAGUGGUGGUGGUCAUCAUGCUCGUGUUCACCAUCACGAGCUGGGUUUGAGUGCGGCUCAACAUCACGGCUACAAUUCAGCAGCAGUCGCUGCUGCUUCUAAUUUAAGUUAUCAUCACCACCAUCAUCACCACCAACAUUCGAAUAAACCGAAAAUUAUAAUAAAGCCUUUUAAAAUUAACGAUCCACAGCCUCUGGUGGCGGCUCUAGCCGAUAGUACACUCGUCGAUACAAUCGUCUCCAAGGUAUCAACAGCUACAGUGGCGGCAGCAGAAAGUGCAGCACGUCGAAGUCGCAGCCGUUCACGGCGUAGCCGAAGCCGCAGUCGCAGUCGCCCACGACGCGAGGCAGGUGGUGCAGGAGGAACAAACCGUCGGCAUUCCACCAGCCGAUCGCGUUCAUCGCAUUAUUCGUCGUCGAGCAGUCGCAGCCAUAGCCGUACUCGCAGUCAUAGCCAUCGAAGUUCACGUUCUCGCUCACAUUCACAUUCUUCGCAUUCGAGCUGUUCGACGCGAAGUAGUUCACGAAGCUCAUCAAGCUCCGGCAGUUCCGGUUCCUCACGUACUGGCUCGCGAUCACCAUCGAUUCCGCGCAGACGUGGGUCGCCCAGCUUUCUAGACCGCCGACGCAUAACCAGCGCUCGCAAACGUCCGAUUCCUUAUCACCGAAAAACACCAUCGGAUGCUUCUAGUUACUGUUCGAGCUGCUAUAGUCGCGAAAGUUCGCCACAUUCACCAUCGCGCUCACCCACGCGCAGCAGCCACAGUCCGUCGACGGCAUUUUGAGGUUUAAAGAAGAAACUUAUUAAAGUUUUACAAAACAUCACCUAAGAGUGCGACUCAGAGGUUAACUGCAACCGUGAUGAUAUGGGUUAGAGAAAACUCUCAAGCUCCAAGCAUGAGUAACUACUUUUGUUAAAGUAUGCUGGUAUUUCGAAAAUUAUCAUAAUACUUAUUGGAUAAGCAUAGAUACAGACACAGAAAGUAAACGCUGCUAGUCAAGAGGCUUUGUUAUUUUUUAAAAGCAAUUGUUUUGUUUUAUUGAGAAUUUGAGUACUUACAUACACUAAUAUUUAUUAGAAUUCACAAAACUUAGAUUAAAAUGUAUACCUAGUUCAGUUUAAAAUGUGCAUACAUAAGUUAAAUUCUAAUUUAGCGAUAAGUCCAUUUAUUGUAAAUUAUGUAGUAAUAAGUGAACCCUAUAAUAUUGAAA